Drosophila subobscura is the source of this 1530-nucleotide messenger RNA. RefSeq names its product protein yellow. NCBI's taxonomy places the organism in Eukaryota, Metazoa, Arthropoda, Insecta, Diptera, Drosophilidae. Bases 79 to 1443 code for a protein of 454 amino acids. The transcript is spliced from 3 exons. Gene Ontology annotation, cellular component: extracellular region. The record is from RefSeq and is a predicted model, not a curated record.
UUUCGUUUCGAGCUUUGUCGCGGGCGGUUGUAUCGCACGGAAUUUUGUUGUCUCUUCAAAAGUUAUUUGAUUGAAGCCAUGAUGUCUGCCUGGUUUGGACUCCUCCUGCUAUGGCUGGUCGGAGCGCUGGCCAAUGAUAAUCUCCGCGUGGCCUACGAAUGGCGGGAAAUGGACUUCAAGUACGAAACCGCGGACCAGCGUUGGGCGGCCAUCGAAAAGGGCGACUUUAAGCCCGCCAAUGUAAUACCCUUUGGCCUGGAGGUCUACAAGCAUCGACUCUUCGUGACCCUGCCCAGAUGGCGGGCCGGAGUGCCGGCCUCGUUGGCCUACCUUGAUCUUAAUGACACCUCGACUAAAAUGCCUGCCCUAAAGCCCUACCCCAGCUGGGAGGCCCACAAUCUGGCUGAAGCGGAACCAGAGCUGGUUUCCCCAUUCCGUGUGAGGGCUGAUCGCUGUGGCCGCCUGUGGGUAUUGGAUUUACGCAUCUCUGGUGUGCUGGAGAAGACCAAGAUGUAUGGAGCGCCGCAGCUGCUGGUCUACGAUCUGCACAACGAUGAUCUGCUGCGUCGCCAUACGCUGCCCGCCGGACAAUUCAAGCAGGGAUCCUUUCUGGCAAAUCUGGCCAUAGAGGAUGGGGACUGUGAGAAUACCUUUGCGUACGCUGGGGAUCUGGGCAGUCCCGGCUUGGUUGUCUACUCGUGGAAAGACCAGGAGUCGUGGCGCGUGCAGCAUCACUACUUCCAUCCCGAUCCCAUGGCCGGCAACUUUAGCGUCAGCGGCAUCGAGUUUCAGUGGGAUGAUGGACUCUAUGGCUUGGCCUUGUCCAAACCUCUGGAAACGGGCUUCUCCACGCUCUACUUCCAUCCGCUGUGCUCCACAAUGGAGUUCUCGGUGAGCACUUCUGUGCUGCGCAACAAAACCCUGGCCACCUCGCCGGAUAUCUAUAGGGACUUUAAGGUUCUCGGCUCUCGUGGACCCAACACCCAGGCGGGUGCCGAGUUCCUCGAUCAGGAGACUGGUGUGCUCUUCUAUGCUCUGCCAAACUUGAAUGAAGUGGCCUGCUGGCGCACCUCUCAGAACUUUAGCCACAGUGCCCAGAGCCGCAUCUUCAGGAACAACGACAGCAUGAUCUUUCCCAGCGAUGUGAAGGUGGAUCAGGAGAAGCGUCUAUGGGUCCUGUCCAAUCAGCUGCCAGUGUUCAUCUACGACGAGCUGUAUGCCGGAUCCAUCAACUUCCGCAUUCACACAGCCAGCGUGAAGGAGGCCAUCGAGAACACAGCCUGCGAGAGUAGAACUUCCCCGCUGCCGGAUAUCAUUAACAAGUUGGGCGAUAUCCUCAACACAAAUGUCAUUCUGAAGUCCACUUCGGCUGCUUCCCCGAUGUCUGUCAGUGCUCUGCUGAUGGCCACUCUCGGUCUGCUAAUGAGCUUCAGACUCUUUUAGAUCCUAACUACAGGAGAAUCCUCCUGUCCUCUGUGUGUAUUAUAAAUAGUUUUUAGCUUUUAAUGUUGAUUAAAUGUAAGAAAUUUA